Molecule: messenger RNA, 1006 nt
Organism: Ahaetulla prasina
Lineage: Eukaryota; Metazoa; Chordata; Lepidosauria; Squamata; Colubridae
Product: vomeronasal type-2 receptor 26-like
Exons: 2
Coding region: 68-1006 (312 amino acids)
Biological process (GO): G protein-coupled receptor signaling pathway
Cellular component (GO): membrane
Molecular function (GO): G protein-coupled receptor activity
Source: RefSeq, a predicted model, not a curated record
CUUCCCAGGAUACACCAAGCUCACAAGAGAAGGAGCACCAGUGUGCUGCUAUGACUGCUCUCCAUGCAUGGAAGGAACAAUCUCCACCCAGGAAGAUGCAGCACAUUGUGAAAAGUGUCCAGAUGAACAGCAUUCCAACCAGAAGGGAAAUCAGUGUGUUCCCAAAGUCAUAACUUUCCUCUCCUACAAAGACCCGUUAGGUCUUAUCUUGGCUAUCAUAGCCUUAUUUUUGUCUCUAAACACUGCUUUAAUUAUGGCAAUCUUCAUUAAAUACCGAGAAACCCCCAUAGUCAAAGCCAACAACCGGGAUCUCACCUACAUUCUUCUGGUCUUUCUCUUGCUUUCAUUUUUGACAACCCUUCUAUUCAUUGGUAAGCCCCAAAAAGUGACUUGCCUUCUUCAACAAAUCACCUUCAGUGUUGUUUUCUCAGUUGCCAUCUCUUCCUUGCUGGCCAAGACUAUCAUGGUGGUGGUGGCAUUUUUGGCCACAAAACCAGGCAGCAGGAUGAGGAAAUGGUUGGGCAAAAGUCUGGCCAACUCCAUUGUCUUGUCCUGUUCUGGAGUUCAGGUGGGCAUCUGCCUUACAUGGUUGGGGAUUUCUCCCCCAUUUCCACAUUCUGACCUGCAUUCCCAACCAGGAGAGAUCCUCCUGCAAUGUAACGAAGGCUCAGCCAUCAUGUUCUACACUGCCCUUGGCUACAUGGGCUUCCUGGCUGCCGUCUGCUUCUUGGUGGCUUUCCUGGCCCGCAAGCUUCCAGGGACUUUCAAUGAAGCCAAGUGGAUCACUUUCAGCAUGCUGGUCUUCUGCAGUGUUUGGAUCUCCUUUGUCCCCACCUACCUGAGCACCAAAGGGAAAUACAUGGUGGCUGUGCAGAUCUUCUCCAUCCUGGCCUCCAGCCUUGGUUUACUGGGCUGUAUUUUUCUCCCCAAAUGUUACAUCCUUAUUCUGAGACCUCACCUGAACACUAAGGAGCAUUUAAUAAUGAAAAGCAAUGAAGGCUCUUGA